AUCUAUUCAUAGCACCAAACACAUACCCCUGAUUCGCAGACUGCAUUCCCCAUUUGCCGCAGACUGUUGACGCCUGACGCGAAAACAAUUUACAACAAUCUUCCUUAUAAUAAAAACGACCCAUUUGAUUAAAAUCAAUUGAUACCGACUGCGGCAGAGCCCAAGCAUAGCCCAGACAGUCAGCCAGCAGUGAUAUGUUUACGUAGAUGUUCUAACUGUGCGAUUUCAAGCAUUCGUACAUUGUCAUACGACAAUAUCAAACACCACAUCCCAACAACCAGAACUGUGCAAACAAUUUCAACCGUUGGUGUCUCCCCAAUUGAACCCCCACAACAGCCAUCAAACGGUUGUACGGCAGAAAUGUUCAGAUCACACGACACCCCCUCAGAAGCAACCUGUUAGAGUCUCGUCAAAGCGUGUGUAGCGGCGUUCCCAGUCGGAUCAUCCAAUACCAAGGUCAAGCAGUUUUCUCGAAAGAAGAAAAUACGAUCAUAAAUUUUCCGCGCUGCUUAGUGUCGUCGCUUCGUCGCCGGCCGUCUUCAUACCAGAAAAUUUCCCGCCCGCACACGUGCGAUUCAACUCAACGGGAAAACUCGGUUGCCGCAUAGAGAUACAUACAGAGACACGAACUAGUGGAUCAAAACAAAACCGAUGAAAAUAAACUCCCACUUGGAAGCAAGGAAAAAGAGCGGGAAAGAUUUCCACCGACCAGUGCGGGCCAGUGCGCAUGUUCAGAUUUUCCUCACAGCACCACAUGUGUAGCAUAGUGUCUAUGUUCUAAAGAAGAACCUCUGGGCCUACAUCAGAAGAGACAGGCGACGCAAAAAUUGAUUUCUUCGGCACGGCUCGGCCUGACGGGUCACUGCAGGGUGGAAAUCGUGAUCCAGUGGCAAUGUGCUCAUCGAUACAAACAAGCUUCCGUACUUGAAACCGAGCUCAGGAAACAGUUUGUGCUCCGCAAUAAAAGGUUUACCUCUAACGAGACAAUUGUUUUGAAAUAGUUCAUUAGAUCUUUGAAAAAUCAAAGAUCAAUCGGUGUAAACCAAGCCAUCCCUUGUACUUUCCCUCUCCAGUGUGCCUAAGUCAACAGAUAAAGAAGGAGCAAGUAACGAUGGCACAGCUAUUGCGAGCGUUUUCCAAAUUCUUCAACAAACAUCCGCUUGCCGGAAACGGGCUGGUGUACGGAAGCUUGUACGUGGGGGCAGAAUUUUCUCAGCAAACAAUCACGAGGAAGUUCUUGACUGAUCCCCCACAAGAUAUCGAUAAGCCAACCCUGGGACGAUACGCCAUCAUGGGAACCUUCGUUUAUUCACCGAUUCUCUACAACUGGUACAAAUGGUUGGAUAGGACGUUUCCAGGUACAGCCAAACGGAUCAUUGUUAGGAAACUACUGCUGGACCAGUUUAUACUGACGCCCCCGCUGUUGGUGAUAUUUUUCACAGGAAUGUCCCUAAUGGAACGCCAAUCUAAUAUUCUGGAAGAAUGCAAGCAAAAGUUCUUACCAACCUUUGCCCGGUCCUGUCUGUUCUGGAUGCCAGCGCAGACGCUCAACUUCAUGCUGGUGCCGCCGAAGUUCCGCGUCGUGUACGUGGGAUCUUGUGCUUUCGCCUGGGUGAACAUCCUGUGCUGGGUCAAACGACAAAAGAUGACCACUCCAACCAGCAGUAGUGCCAGCAGUCCUCACACCGCCACCACCAGUAGUGCCGUCAUGCCGAAAACCUCUCCGUCUGCCUCUUCGAUCGAUGCCCAGUAAUGGCCUGAUGAACGGAAACAAUACAAUUGCUCACAAAUUUUCCAAUCUUUGAAGUUUUUAAAACUCAAACGUAGCUAGGACGAUAAACAAAAAACGACUUAUAAGAUGAUUUACUUUUUUGCUUUAGACAAUUUGUUAUUGUGCUGUCAGCGU
Messenger RNA from Aedes albopictus (Asian tiger mosquito), 1906 nucleotides. RefSeq names its product mpv17-like protein. The coding region runs from base 1112 to 1753 and encodes 213 amino acids. Gene Ontology annotation, cellular component: cytoplasm; mitochondrion; membrane. The transcript has 6 exons. Lineage: Eukaryota; Metazoa; Arthropoda; Insecta; Diptera; Culicidae. The record is from RefSeq and is a predicted model, not a curated record. Gene Ontology annotation, biological process: cellular response to reactive oxygen species.